Clupea harengus (Atlantic herring) is the source of this 5485-nucleotide messenger RNA. RefSeq names its product guanylate cyclase 2F, retinal (gene gucy2f). The record is from RefSeq and is a predicted model, not a curated record. Gene Ontology annotation, molecular function: guanylate cyclase activity; peptide receptor activity; adenylate cyclase activity. Gene Ontology annotation, cellular component: plasma membrane. Gene Ontology annotation, biological process: receptor guanylyl cyclase signaling pathway; protein phosphorylation; intracellular signal transduction. NCBI's taxonomy places the organism in Eukaryota, Metazoa, Chordata, Actinopteri, Clupeiformes, Clupeidae.
CAAAUAUGGAUUAGGUCCAAGCGUUGCAAUUACGCCUCACCUACAGGUCACUUUGAGAGGGCUUUGAUUGUAUGGACAUAACGGACAAUGGCCUGUUAAUAGACAUUUAAUUCUAUUUUUUUAAAAAAACAGGAAGAGAGCAUAGAAGAUUAUUACAUUUAUCUAAAAUGUGUUUUUAUUUUGGCAUUCCAUCCGAUCAUCUGAUGUGUGACGGUACAAGGUAAUAAACAGGUUGUGUCUGCAAACAGGUAGAUUUGUGAUAAACCACACAUUUAUUUAUCAUCAUUAAUAUAGUCUGGACGGCUUGUGAGGCGAUACCAAUAUUGAUAAUAGAAGCCAUUUGUAACUCUCCAGGGUGCUGAAGUUGUCUCUUACUGUUGUAGGCGCAAAGCAGCCUGUGCGCACUCUCAUCCAAUUGGAAGCGCAAGGAAGAUAAUUAGUUAUGGUGUGCCAUCUUCAUGCAGGGCAACUACGUUUGAUCUAAUCUCGGUUUACUCAUGAAUUUGAAGUUUCGGUAUCUGGAGAUUGUUAAAGUAUUAUUAGAGGCAAGUGUUGAACAAAACAUGUUCAAGUGAGCUGUAGUGAGUUUCACAUCGCCUAAUUGGAUUUCAGAGUACGGGCAAGAUAUGAACACCACGACUUUCAAGACUUUCAUGUAACAGCAAGGUUUACCAGCACGGAUACCCAAGAGAGACAAUGCACCAGUUACCACUCCAUUUCGGAGGUGUAUUAUGGGAACUGUCAGCCUAUCCCUGUUGUCCAGUUUUGAGAAGCAAACACAGCCUUGGACCAAUUAUACCAUUUUACAACUUUUCACUAUGGAUACUGCUAGGAGUUCUGACGUUUCCAUGUUGUGUUCAGUGUUUCAUUUUCAAAGUGGGAGUCCUUGGGCCUUGGAACUGCGACCCAAUACACUCGAAAUCUCUCCCCUCGGUUGCAGCCAAAUUGGCUGUGAGCAGGAUAAAUGAAGAUUUUAGCUUGGAUCUGGGAUGUCAAAUGGAUUUUAUGGUUCUCCAAGAGCCCUGCGAAACAUCGAAGGCUCUGACAGCAUUUGUGAACUACGAGAAACACGUCGACGCUUUCGUAGGACCCGCCAAUCCAGGUUACUGCAACGCCGCUUCACUUUUGGGUAAAAACUGGAACAAGGCCAUUUUCUCUUGGGCUUGCAUUAAUUAUGAACUGGACAGAAUCGAAGGAUAUCCAACUUUCGCACGGACUUUACCGUCUCCAACGCGAGUGCUUUUUACUGUGCUAAAGUAUUUCAGGUGGGCCAAUAUUGGCAUAGUCUCCUCCGAUGAGGAUAUAUGGAUAGACACGGCUGGCAAAGUGGCGAAUUCUCUGAGGAGUCAGGGGCUCCCCGUUGGCAUAGUGGCGUCUGUGGGGAGCAAUGAAACCGAGAUGGAGAACACCCUACGGGACAUUCAGAGAGCAGGGGAAAUAAAAGUCAUCAUAAUGUGCAUGCACUCUGUGCUAAUGGGUGGGGAAAAACAGAGAGCUUUCCUGCUGAAGGCCCAUGCCAUGGGUCUGACCCAAGGGAAGUAUGUCUUUGUGCCUUAUGACGCCCUCCUCUACAGCCUGCCCUACUCAAACACCUCCUACUUCGCUCUGCAAAACGACACAAAGCUUCAACAGGCCUACGACGCUGUGCUGACUAUUACCGUGGCGUCAGACCUGAUGUCCUUCAGUGAAGCGUUCAACAUGGCCAAGAGAUUUGGAGAGCUCACUGUGUCCCAUGAGCCAGAGCAGGUCUCCCCUCUGUUUGGAACCAUCUACAACGGUCUGUACCUGGUUGCCAAAGCUAUACACAAUGCCCGGAGGGCGGGCCAGUGGCUCAGCGGCACCAACCUGGCGUACUUCACUCGAAACAUGACCUUCAAAGGCUUCAACCAGAACAUACGAAUAGACAGCCAAGGAGACAGCCAGACCAGUUAUGUGAUCUUGGACACUGACGGCUGGGGGAGGCAGAUGUAUCGGUGCUAUCUGGUGGACCUCAGCACCGGCACGCUGCAGUUCGCUGGAAGGUCAAUCCACUUCCCAGGAGGAUCUCCCCCUUCGCCUGACUCAAGCUGCUGGUUUGACCCGGAUGCAGUCUGCACUGGAGGUGUGGAGAUCAUCUAUGUUAUCAUCGUGCUUGUUGUUAUUUUGGUGCUGGGCCUGGGAGCCCUCGGCCUGACCCUUGUCAUAAGGUGGAGGAUCCAGCAGAUCCAGCUGGUGAAAGGGCCCAACAGGAUCCUGCUGACCCUGGAGGACCUCACCUUCAUCGACCCUCAGCUAAGCAAGCAGAAAAUCACUUUAGAAGAUCUCACUGGCUCAAGGAGUGCUAUUGAGGACAAGAGUACAAAGUCUGCGGAUCAAUUUAACUCUGAAAUUAGCGUAGCAACAGUUACACACGAGACAUCAAAUGUGGCCGUCUAUGAGGGUGACUGGGUGUGGAUGAAGAAGUUUAAAGAUGGCCAUUUUAAAGAAGUGAAACAGAGCACAACCAAGAUCUUCACAAAAAUGAAGGACCUACGGAAUGAGAACGUCAACCCAUUCCUAGGCUUCUUUAUAGACUGUGACAUGUUUGCCAUGGUGACAGAGCAUUGCUCUCGGGGGAGCCUCCAUGACCUUUUAAGAAAUGAUGAUGUCAAGCUGGACUGGAUGUUUAAGUCUUCACUAUUACUAGAUCUCAUAAAGGGCAUAAAAUACCUCCAUCAUAGAGACUUUCCCCACGGAAGGCUAAAGUCUAAGAACUGUGUGGUUGAUGGCCGCUUUGUCCUCAAGAUAACAGACUAUGGUUUCAAUGAGCUUUUAGACAACCAGAAAGCCCCCAAAGAGAUUCCUCCACCAGCAGACUUGUUUUGGACAGCCCCGGAGCUCCUCCGAGACUUAGAGCAUUCACGCAAAGGGACCUACAAAGGGGAUGUGUACAGUUUUGCCAUCAUCCUGCAAGAGGUGGUGGUCCGAGGAGCUCCCUAUUGCAUGCUGGGAUUGUCUCCAGAAGAGAUCAUCCGUAAGGUGAAGAAGCCUCCGCCCAUGUGCAGGCCCACGGUGGCCCCGGACCAGGCCCCGCUGCAGUGCAUCCAGCUCAUGAAGCAGUGCUGGAGCGAGCAGCCGGAGCGCCGGCCCACCUUUGAUGAGAUCUUUGAUCAGUUCAAGUUCAUCAACAAGGGCAAGAAGACCAACAUCAUCGACUCCAUGUUGCGAAUGCUGGAACAGUACUCUUCCAACCUGGAGGAGCUGAUCAGGGAGCGGACGGAGGAGCUGGAGGUGGAGAAACAGAGGACAGAGAAGCUCCUCUCAGAGAUGCUCCCGCCCUCUGUGGCAGAAGCACUGAAGACAGGCGCGACUGUGGAGCCGGAGUACUUCGACCAGGUGACCAUCUACUUCAGCGACAUCGUGGGUUUCACCACCAUCUCGUCCCUCAGUGACCCCAUCGAGGUAGUGGACCUGCUCAACGACCUCUACUCACUCUUUGACGCUGUGCUGAGCAACCAUGAUGUCUACAAGGUGGAAACCAUUGGUGACGCCUACAUGGUGGCAUCAGGCCUCCCCAAGCGCAAUGGCAACAAGCACGCGGCAGAGAUCGCCAACAUGUCCCUGAACAUCCUGAGCUCAGUGGGCACCUUCAAGAUGAGACACAUGCCCGAGGUGCCGGUCAGGAUCCGUAUUGGCAUCCACUCCGGGCCGUGUGUUGCUGGGGUGGUGGGUCUGACCAUGCCUCGAUACUGUCUCUUUGGAGACACAGUCAACACCGCCUCUCGAAUGGAAUCCACAGGACUGCCUUAUAGAAUCCAUGUGAACAUGAGCACAGUGAAGAUCCUGCGCUCCCUGGACGAGGGCUAUAAGAUUGACCUCAGGGGGAAGACCGAGCUGAAGGGCAAAGGUAUCGAGGAGACAUACUGGCUUGUUGGGCAAUCUAGUUUUACAAAGCCUUUGCCAAAGCCACCAGAGAUCAGACCAGGAGACAACUGGCAAGACAUGGUGACGGAAGAGAUCAAGACCUUGUUCCGGAAAGCCAACAGACAAGUGGACAAGCCCAAGCUCUGAGAGUAGGACAGACAGACAGGUGGAGACAAUGCUACAAGCUCAAGACAAGCAGGAAGAAGAGAGAGCAGGGGGAGCUGAAGGAGCUGAAGGAGUGAACGUAACCCAACACCUGACCCAAUGGAGGGAGAGGCCCGUGAGCCGACAGGAACCUGUCCGGCACACAGACCUGAGAACAGCAUGCAUAAACCCUGCCUGAUCACCGUGGCUUACAUGGAGCGCUGUAAUAGGAUUGGCCAUGGGUCUCACUAAUCUCCCUCUAUCCAGCGCAGCUGAAAGCCACUGCUCUAAUGAAAUGAAAGUUGUCUUGCGGGUCACCGGGGGGAACGAGUGUCCUGACUGCCUCCUUAAUGGACAUUACAAGCUGCUACCUUUGGCCACCGCGUGGCUCAGCAUGUUCCAGUCUACUGUGGGAGCCUCUAAGUCCCUCCACUUCUGCUGUCAUAUGGGGGUGUCUUUACUUCUGCUCCAGCUUUUGGCCCUUCACUAUUACAUUGAGCAUCUUCAGGGACAGGAAAGGAACGCUAUUGUCUAAACUGCUUUUAAAUAUAUUUUGGCUUAUAACUGGAGUUUGCAGUGGAUUGCCUGAGGAGUCACUGAUGUCUGCGCUAGGUUUAACCUCUGGGCUGUGCUUUUAGUGCCACCGUGGGGGAGGGCUUUGCAUCGCAAACCUGAUGAAAAUAGCAUUUUUAAUGAAACAUGAAUAAAGCACAUCUGUAUAGUGCCAGUACACUUCAUGCAUAAAGUCAGAAUUAUUAAGUUAGAAAUUUACAUUGAAUUAAAAUGUCUUAUGCAUAUGUUUGAUUGAUGCACAGUCUAGGGUCAACAAAAGUACCAAUGCCUUACAUUAGUUACUCAUAGAUAAGACUUGCUCUCUGGCUCUGUUAAGUCAGGUCUCACGAGAGUAAUAUUUGACUGAUAACUAAUAACACUCAGAGAUUUCAUAGGGCCACGCCCACAUUUAAGAGAUGUUAUUCUCUGCUGCACUUGAAGGCACCUCAACAUGGUCCGUUGUAUAUAUACUGUAUUUAUUUUUGAAAUCAAACAAGAUUGUAUAUAAUUGUUGAAGAGAGUGAAUGUAAUGGAAAUAUAUAGUAGAUAUUUAUUCACGAGUACUAUCAUGAAAAGAUAAUUGUAGGCAGUAUUGUAGUCUUUCCAAAAAAAUACUAAGAUUGUUGGGAGAAACUUAUAUUUAACUGUAGAACACCCAUGACAUUAAAUAAAACAAUACAUUUUGCUCAGAGUUUCUUAUCUGUUCAUAUGAAAGAUGAUAAGAUGGUUGGGUUGGUCAUUGUAACUCUUGAACUCUUGUAGUGUAGUUAUUAUUUACUGCUUUUGAGCCAAGAUUGUAUUAAUGUAGACAUGUAUUUAUAAAUGUUUGUACUUUACCUAUUCAACCUGUAUAUUUAUUAAGGAACAUGUGCAGAUUUUGGUGUAUUACAAACAUUACUCUCUGGUA